This is a messenger RNA of Durusdinium trenchii, 711 nucleotides long. The record is from the annotation of a GenBank genome assembly. Lineage: Eukaryota; Dinophyceae; Suessiales; Symbiodiniaceae.
AUGCGCGUCCUGUACCUGUCGUUCGUUAUAGCUGCACUGGCACAAAGCGACGAUGGCUCUACACCCACAUCAGCAACCGGCCACGCGGGAAAGCCUAUUCUGACGACCGACAUUUUCCACAGAACUGCAGAGCUGUUCUACGAUCUCUACGACUCCUUCCACGGGAAGUUCUUGAAGCCGCACAUCGACCAGCAUGCAGAGACGGUCACAAACAGCGUGGCUUCGUUGCUGCCCAAAGAUGUGGACGUGGUGCACGAAACCUGCCAAGUCCUGAAGUGUGAUGCCCAGCAAGUGCGCUCAAUUGGCAGCACCGGUCAGGACUAUGUAAAAGAAGGUGCGGGAACAGUGCUCUCUGUGCUAGCCCAACUUGAAGAGCUCCUGAAUCGAUAUACCCACUUUAUCAUCGAUUCUUUCGAAACUGCCCUUCCGAAAUACACUGGCCUUAUCUCCAGAACACCCAUGAACUUGCUCUUGUUCGUGCUCUACAUCUUCUCGGUCCUGUACUUCAUUUUCAAGAUCUGUAUGGUUAGCUUGUGGAUGGCUUCUGGGAUCCUUUGCUGCCUGUGCUGUUGCGGAUGCCGCUGCUUGCGGAAGAAGGCUCAGGUGGAAACGAAGGCCAAAAAUGGCAAGACGGGGAAGGAGUCAAAGGCCGCUGAGAAGGGCAAAGCCGCCACGGCCACCAACAAGGCACAGGCCAAGCCGAAGAAAUGA